AUGGAGGAUCAAAAGCAAUUUAAGUGGGAGAUAGAUAACUUCUUGGAGAAGGAAACCACGGUAUCAUCACCAAACUUCUUAAGCGGCGACUGCGAAUGGUACGUUAGCGUAUUUCCUAAUGAUGAGUCCAGAAUGUAUCUGCACGUCUGCCUUGGAAAUCCUAAUUCAUUGCCACUUGGAUGGAAAGUACGAGCUACUUUUUCAUUCGUUGUGUUGAAUCAAUCACUCAAAGAGCUCUACAGAUUAGAUGAACCGCGCCGAUUGUUCAGCGCUCAGGAAGUAGCAUGGAGUUGUUAUGUGCCUCUCGAGAAGCUUCAUGAAAAAGGGGUUUUGGAGAAAAAUAAACUCACCUUAAAAGUCCAAGUAGAAGUAGUUGAAGUUGUUGAUGAAGAGAAUGAGAAAUUAGAAUUCGAUGGUCGUGUCCAAGUUCUUGCUUCUCAGGUGUAUUCAGUGAUCGAGCUUUUCAUGAAGCACCCGGACAUUGCAAGGAGUUUCAGACCAAGAAAGCAUUUGGUGAAGACAGCAUGCAUGAACGACCUCCUCAGUUUCAUCGAGAUACUGAACAAGCCUCCAUAUAGCUUAUCCCAGACUGAGCUAAACAACAUUCUCAGGGAUUUGAUCGAGCUAGCAGAAGCAGGCAUCACGCUAGACUGGAUAAAGAAAAAGCAUGAUGAGAUCCAAGAACGUGAGAUCCAAGAACGUGAGUCCAACAAGAUUAUGAUAGCUGAACUGAAUAAGGGGACUAAGGCUAUUACUCGUGAUGCUAGAGACUGGCUUAAGGGUGUUGUUCACUCUUGGAAAGUAAGAGUGGGGGAUUUGCUGAUGUUUGCAAGGAAAAAUAAAACUAAACACAGUUUCCUUAGUGCAGAGUUUGAUGGAUUAUCGAAGCCAUUAUUAUAA
Eutrema salsugineum is the source of this 900-nucleotide messenger RNA. Its product is annotated as MATH domain and coiled-coil domain-containing protein At2g42460. Gene Ontology annotation, molecular function: protein binding. Lineage: Eukaryota; Viridiplantae; Streptophyta; Magnoliopsida; Brassicales; Brassicaceae. The coding region runs from base 1 to 900 and encodes 299 amino acids. The transcript is spliced from 4 exons. The record is from RefSeq and is a predicted model, not a curated record.